This is a messenger RNA of Ixodes scapularis (black-legged tick), 5935 nucleotides long. It is a transcript of the gene bdg, whose product is annotated as sodium- and chloride-dependent glycine transporter 1. Gene Ontology annotation, biological process: sodium ion transmembrane transport. Gene Ontology annotation, cellular component: membrane. The record is from RefSeq and is a predicted model, not a curated record. Bases 687 to 3131 code for a protein of 814 amino acids. The transcript has 17 exons. Lineage: Eukaryota; Metazoa; Arthropoda; Arachnida; Ixodida; Ixodidae.
CUAGGAAGGCCAGCGGGUCAACGGCGGGAGUCCCCCUCGCACCCCUCGAUCGCGGGCUAACCCGGAGUAAAGUUAGCGCGCUUAGCUGGCCCGGUUAGCAGGAAGGAAGCCUCCCAACGAAGCCCGAAAAAGCGAAGCAGGAAGUGUGACCGAUGACCCAACCUUGAAAGGGAACCAGCGGCUACGCCAACUAAAAAAGAUCGGGGACAACGCGCACACAGUGUGCGAGGCCGUACCACCGCUUCCAUCGCGCGCUCGUCCGCGCCCGUCCUUAGUGACGUCACGGCACCACGUGACGGUCUCGAGCCCCCACGUGACGACAUCAAGAGCGUUCUCCGGGAGCGGCGACCGACCGAUCGGGCGGAGAGCGCGCGAGGGAGCGAUCGCAGGAGCGCCCAGACAGUUCGCCGGUGGACGUUGUCGGUGUCGGGUCUUGUGUGAGCUGGUGCCGCCGCCGCGUCGGAGGAAGUGUCGCUUCGAGAGAUUCUCCAGUGGAUGCGCUCGGGUUCUUCUUCCUCAUCCCUGCUCUGCUCGCUUGUCUGUACUCCUCACGCGGAAGAGGAAUCGCUCCAGGUGAAUCCAGCUGGGAUGCCCCAAGCGAGGCAGUUUCUCCCAGCACCUGUGGUGACUAAAUGAGCGGGCACCGAGGUCUUCGGCUGGGAGUGCCCUGACCACGUGACACACCGAUGGGCAAUCCUUGCGAGGCGUCGGCGUCCGGAGGUCCAGGGACAAGGGCCACGUCACCGCCGCCGGUGUUCCACAUCUCGGGCAGGCCGCUGUCCUCGGAUGGGGUCCCGCUGGCGCCGGUGGACACCCAGGUGUCCCAACCCCUGGCCGCGCCUCCUGGAAGACAGCCUUCGCUCGACGAUGGCUCGCUGGCCACCGAGACCACCUUGAGCGAACAGAGCGACUCGGCCAGCAGCGGCCAAGAAGCGACGUCCAGGCCGCACGACGAGGCGCCUGCGAGCGACCCUGCGGUCCCCAGGGGCGAGACGGCAGCGAGCAACGAGGAAGCGCGGAGGCUGAGUCGGGGCCUCUGGUCCCACGACCUUUUCUCCGUGUUCGCCACCUUCUUCAGCGUCUUCGGGCUCUUCAGCGUCACCAGGUUCUCUAUCCUGGUCUAUAUUUAUAAAGCCUGCUUCAUCCUUCAGUUCUUCGUGUUAUCAUCCGUGUUUGGAGUUCCGUUCCUGUACCUGCAAAUGUCCUUGGGCCAAUAUUUGGGAUCUGGGAUCCUCGAUAUGUGGUACAUAUCGCCCGCCUUCAAAGGUGUCGGAGUCGCCCUGGUGCUCGUGUACUUCGUGUGCGGCGUGUACUUUGCCGUGCCCGUUUCCUGGCUCUUCUUUUACUUCCGAGAUUCCUUCAUCAAAGCCAGGGACUCCUACCGGUGGUCCGUCUGCCAGACGAGGUUCGCGUCCAACGGUUGCUAUAAACACAAUGUAUCAUCGCCAGAAUUCUUGGGCUGGACCACAGCAUCAUAUUUUCACGGGCGGGUCUUGGACCGCCGGCCACAGUCGCCAGCCGGUGGCAUCGGAGAGCUGAGGUUUGAACUGGCCUUCAACCUCGGCAUUAUCUGGCUCCUGGUGUUCAUUGCGCUAAGCCGGGGACUCAAGUCAUUUGGCAAGAUUCUCUCCGUUCUGGGAAUGCUUUCGAUGUGCCUUCUCGUGUUCAUCACCAUCAGAAUGACAGAGCAGUGGGGAGGAGGCAUCUCCAGUCUCUUCAGGGCAGACUGGAAAGGAGUCUUAGCCGACGCAAAUUCCUGGGUUGUUGCGGCACGAGAAGUUUUCCUAACUUGGGGACUAUUUGGGGCGCUGGCCUUUCAUGUCAAUAGUCACAACAAAUUUUCAACAAAUGUCACGAGAAACAUGAUCUGCGUGACAACGCUCGUCUGUACAGUGCUUGUGCUGGUCGCAUCCCUGUUCGCUAGCAUAGCGCAUCUGCUGCGCACACAUGGCAUGGUUCUAGUCAGCUCAUCAUUCGAGGAAGAGGCAACCGUGCGCUUCCUGCAAUCGGCCAACGGGUCCUGGCCUCCCAUGACGCUCUCGUCCCCGGUGAACCUGCUCACCGGGGUGCUGCUCCAGAGCCCCCGGAAGCACAGCCUGUUCAGCGGCUACCAGGUGGCCAGGUUCGCCACUGAGGUGUUUCCGGCGGGCCUGUCCGCAGAGGGCGGCCGCAGCAUCUCACCUUUCUGGCCCAUCUGCUUCUACGUCAUGCUGGCCACCUUCGGCCUCGGGCAGCAGAUCUGUUUGUGGAACUGCGUUGUGGACGCCAUCGUAUCCAUUCGGCCAAAGUGUCUCUCGAGAUGGCGAACUAUCACAACCUUUGUGGCCUGCACCAUAGGCUUUCUUCUGGGGCUAUUCUUCGCCACAGACGUAACUCUGCAGUUGAUGCUGUUUCUCGAUGUGUGGCUGGGAUCUCUGUGGUGGAUUGUUGCUCUUUACUUCAUCAUGCUCAUAGUCGUGUUAUUUAUACAAGGCAAACCGUUUGGAACGGACAAGCUAGUCAGAAUGAUUGUACGAAAGGAGAGGUCCAAGUCUAUUUAUCUACCCAUGCUCACGUUCCACUGGAACGUCUUGCUACCCAUCUCAUUCUUGAUGCUGUCCAUCGCGUUCAUGCGGUCUGGACACCUGGCCAUGUUCUCCCCGGAGUCCCUGUCACUCUUCUACCACUACUGGUCCCCCUGGGUGGGCUCCUUCUGCGUCCUGCUGCAGACGCUGCCGCUGCUGUCCGUGGCCGUGAUCGCCGUCGCACAGGGUCUCAAGAUCGUCGUCUUCAGCAGGACACAAGUCCAGAUGCACGAGCGAAUUGAGUCCUGGUGCUGUCCGACCCUGGCGACGACGAGCGCAGCCUUAGACGCGCCACCCAUGGCCCCCGACGCCACUCAGGGCGUCUCCAACGUUGCAUUCGAAGAAGACGUGCCGCCCAAAUACUCACCGCCGCCUUCGUACUCCACCGCAACGGCACGCAUGAUCCUGAAAGAGCUGCACAAGCCCCAGCCCACGAGCAGCAGCCUGCACAGUCUGCUGUCGAGCCGCGACCAGGCGCGCCCAGACAAGAUCCACCUGACUGUGCAGGACUGCCGCAUCGACCUGUCCUCGCACAGUCCACCCCGAGAAAGCUCAUCGGACGCGUAGUCUUGUGAUUCGCAGUCACUCACGGCACCGAGUCAUCCACAUCGAUCUGUUCAAACAAAUGUCGCGAUCAUCCUUCAUUCGCCAGUCUCAUGACCCGAAUCCUACUAAGGCGGCGAACAGAAACAACCGACAGACAUCAAACACGUACAGCAUGCAUGUGCAGGUGUCCUUGACAGGCUCGCAAUCACUGGGUGCACGUGAAGCACGAGCCUGCUAAAGAGCGCGUAUGCUGCACGGUAUCAGUUGUUUCUGUUUGUCGCCCUAGUGGGACUCGGCUAUCACGCAGUGUGAAGCUGCAGUCCAAAUGUGUGCCGCAAACAAAGCGCUCCUACCCACCGCUCUUGUAACAGCGAAUUAUCUGUAGGCUUCUUUGGAGCCCCCUGUAGCUUGUUUGGACACGUCAGCAUGGCCCGAUUGAAGCGAUUGUAGAGUGACCAGGAGAGUUUAUAGAAGAUGACCCCUCGGUUUUGUAGUGGGCUACAGCAGGACGCCAGCUGCCAUCUUGAGGAUCUUGGGUGCGGCUCCCUGUGUUCAAAUCAAGCUAGGUAGAUCCUUCACUUUAUUAUGCCGGGGAUGGUUGACUGGUUGCCGGGUAAAUUUCAUCAUUUCAAGCUCGUUGAACUUGACAGAAGCAUAGAUAAGGGGAAUCUCUUCUGCUUUCUGAAAGAACCAAAUGGCGGCGAGCUGCGCUACUCUAACAUGCGCUGUAGUGUCCAUAAGCAGCCUAAGCGAGGGCUCUCACGUUUUGAAAACUGGCAGCUAUCAGUACAAGCCUUCGGUGUUGUGUAAUCACAGAGAAUCCUGGUGCUAUUGUUCGGGACAAGUUGAUCUUGAUUGAAGUGAAAUUCUAAAUGCAAGGUCACGAGUACUGGUGUUGGAAUAUCUUCAUGCAGGCUGACUAGAUCACUAAACAGAACAGAAUUGAUUAAGGAAUGUAAGUGAUGUAACUGCAAAUCGUCUCUUUAAAUAUGCCAUGCUUGGUUGACCGUUCACGACACCAAGGACGCUUCAGUGUCCGAAAUCUGUGCAUGUUGUUUCAAUGUUAGCCUUAUUUAUGCACGUUGUAGCGAAAUACUAAAACACAACCCUAUGCAUGUGCAUUGAUCAUAUGCAGCUUGAAGUGUGCGGAGCACAAAUAGCAAAGUAAGCCAAUAAGUUAUUCUAUCUAUAAGCAAAUGAUAGAUGUUUGUUUUGCGGAAGUGUGCAACAAAUGAUGUCCGCCUCUAAGCGAAGUGUUCCUCUCCACAUGCUUUGGUUCACUGUAAGUUUUAGGCUGCACCAAGUAGGAAGCACAAUACUCGUUCUGAAGCUGAACUAAUUAGAGACUAGAAAGACCCGUCAAAACUGACGUUGCUUCUCUUACUGCACACAUGUCCGGUCCCCACACCUCUUCCAGGUACCAGACAUUCCAUACUUUUCAGUGCACACAGGUGUUGGCAGGAUUCACUAAAUUAAACUGAGCUCGAAACUUUAGGCUUUGGAUGUUGACGUUGCACUGAAAUUCUCAGCAGAUAGCCACGGUAUUUGGUGAAGCAUUAGAAAGAAAAAAUAGCAUAAACUUGACAAGAGCUAAGGUAGUAUAUUUCAUAUUGUUCAAGAAAAGAAAAUUAAACCACUUCAUAAUGACUUUUGAGCUGAGUCCUGCAAGGAUAACAGCUUCAAACAGUUUUAUCUUGAGGUACUGCAGCCUCAAAUAUCCAAAGAGUUUCAAUUUGAUCCAUGUGCCCAGGAUAUUGUACCUGCAUUACAACUCGUUCACGAAAAUGUAAUUUAUAAUCCGCACCAGCCAGUUUCAUUGUAGAAAUUUGUAGAUAACUCGCUGGUAUGCAGGGCUUUACUCAAGUAAUGCUGGAUACUGUGCAAGUAUUGUUUAAUACAAGCACAAUGUCAAUAUUCUUCAUCAGAAAUUGAGAGUAAUUAUGCUCGUCUACUGUAAUACUGAUAAUCGUCCAACAACUAAAAGUGCCCGAUUCUAUGCGGUCUCAGCCCGUUUGAAGAAAUAUGCAGACAUCUUACUUCGUGUAUCUACCUCUACAGAGACCUCAAUACAUAAAUGCACUUUUUUCUUAACUAUAUGCACGAAUGUACCAUAGUUCGCGACAGACCAUCGAUAGACCACGCUGUUUAUACAACAAGCAUGCCUAGAGCACAAAUAGUUUGUUGCGACAAGUCGUGAACAAAUUUUCAUUAUACAUUUUAGAUGGACAAUUCUAACUAUCGUUCUCAAACAAUGUGUUUUCCUGGACGACUUGGGUUAUCCAUACUGUUUUGGUCAUUUGUUUGUUAACUAAAUGUGUAUAGAAAUACAGUAAGAUUUUAUCCAUCAACAAAUCAAAAACAUUUUUCAACAGUUUCUUUUUUUCUCACUUUUUUAAUUAGAGCUUUUUUUUAUGCGAUGCAAGGCUUAGAAUUAGCAAUCUCUCCAAACCAAAUUACUGGCUCACUCAUGUACAUGUGUGCCACAAGUCUAAUGACAUGGACCAGCAGAAAUAUGUGCACAAACAUUCACUGUAAAUAUAGGCAUAUUGAUUGAGUCUGCAACCACCAUUUUAGAUUGCAAACACAUGUACACUAAUCUAUUUUCAUCGAUAUUUCAGCAGAUAUGAAGCACAAAGCUACAGAUGCACAAUGUUCACCACAGCUAAAUGCCUUAGAACAAUGAACACUAGUUUGUGUUGACUGCUCCAAUCUUGUUGCAAUUGCAAGUACCCUGUAAAUAUGUGCAAUGUACAAGCACUGUAAAUUUAAAUGAUUGCGAUAAUGUAAUAUGUGUUAUAGGAAUAAAAAAACAAUUAUGUUGUGUG